AUGGUCUCAUGUUCUUUUCAGGUAGUUUUUCAUCCCGAGUUUCUCUCAUCUGUAUCACCACUGAUAGGCUUGGACUACGAGGAUUUCGUUCGUGGAUGUCAUCUGGGAGUGUUUCCAAGUUAUUAUGAACCAUGGGGAUAUACUCCAGCCGAAUGUACAGUAAUGGGAGUGCCGUCGGUCACGACUAAUCUCAGCGGCUUUGGCUGCUUCAUUAACGAGCACGUGGCAGAUGCAAAGAGUUACGGCAUCCAUGUGGUGGAUCGCCGUUUCAAAGGAGCUGACGAAUCGAUCAAUGAGCUCACAGAGGGAUUAUAUGAAUUCACGUGUUUAUCGCGUCGUCAACGUAUAAUUGUCCGUAAUCGCACAGAACGUUUGAGUGAAUUGCUCGAUUGGAAGACGCUGUCAAUGUUCUAUCGAGACGCGAGAAGAAUGGCGCUGAAGAAGAGGCAUCCGGAUCUGGAAAUGCGUUUAUCGGAUGCGAUGGCGAUGGUUCCACGUCCAAUAUCAGCGCCAGGAACGCCGUCGGUCUCCGGUCCGACCACACCUCAUGAGUCGGACUCAGAGGAUGACAGUGAACAGGAUGAAUACGAGGCACAGCAGUGGAACGAGAAAUAG
Molecule: messenger RNA, 615 nt
Organism: Cooperia oncophora
Lineage: Eukaryota; Metazoa; Nematoda; Chromadorea; Rhabditida; Trichostrongylidae
Source: the annotation of a GenBank genome assembly